Cottoperca gobio is the source of this 2322-nucleotide messenger RNA. It is a transcript of the gene rpap3, whose product is annotated as RNA polymerase II associated protein 3. Gene Ontology annotation, molecular function: protein binding. The record is from RefSeq and is a predicted model, not a curated record. NCBI's taxonomy places the organism in Eukaryota, Metazoa, Chordata, Actinopteri, Perciformes, Bovichtidae. The transcript is spliced from 17 exons. Gene Ontology annotation, cellular component: protein folding chaperone complex. The coding region runs from base 154 to 2106 and encodes 650 amino acids.
GCGCAAAGGCUGCUGGUACUCGGCUGUCAUGGCUCCAAACGUAAACAGAAAGCUAUGACUAACGACACAUUUUGGUGUAGUAUUUAGCUAAAUUAACUGCAGCUGCAUUUGAACUCUUACUAUCAGCCGGAGAAACAAGUGUCAGGGAAUAACAUGUCCGGGGGAAACAAAGCCAUUGAGUUACAGCUUCAGAUGCGGCACAAUGCGGAGGAUCUGCACAGCUUCAUGACUGAGAUGCAGAGCUGGGAGACCGACAUAAAGAAGAAAGAUGAGGAGCUGAGGACGGGAGGACUUGAGGAGGCCCAGAAGAAGCUCCCACCUGUGCGCAACAAAGACUACAAAACAAAAUUGAGGGAAAGGAAGAAGGUGUCAUCAGGCAAAGGCGACUCUAAGGCAGGGGAGUCCAAGGAAGCCACAAAGAUAAAAUCAUACGACUACAAAUCAUGGGAGAAGUUUGACGUGGACGAGGCGCUGGCAGAGUUGGAUAAGGAGGAAAGUCCUGCAGAGUCUAAUGAGUCAGACUCUGAGGAAGCUGCAGCAGAUCAGGACAAAAUGUUGGCUGAGAAAGUAAAGGGUAACGCAUUUUUCAAAGAGGGAAAGUACGACGACGCCAUUGAGUGUUACACCAGAGCCAUGGGUGCAGAUCCUUAUAACCCUGUGCUUCCCACAAACCGAGCCACCUCCUUCUUCAGACUCAAAAAGUAUGCUGUGGCAGAGUCCGACUGCAACUUGGCGAUCGUUCUGGACAGCAACUACUUCAAAGCGUAUGCUCGGAGAGGAGCAGCGCGGGUUGCACUGAAGAAAUAUGAAUCUGCAUUAGAAGAUUAUGAGACGGUUCUCAAGCUCGACCCCGGGAACGCGGAAGCACAGAAUGAAGUGACGAAAAUCAAGGAGACUCUCGGACAUCAGGCACCGGUCGUCCCAAUUGAAGCCACACAGCCACAGGAGGCUCCCACAGUGGACCCGGAGCAGCAGAGACGACAGGAGGAGCAGCAGAGACGACAGGAGGCGGCUGUACAAAAAGACAGAGGGAAUGCUUAUUUCAAAGAGGGGAAGUACGAAGUGGCAGUUGAGUGCUACAGCAGAGGCAUGGAGGCAGACUGCAUGAACGUCCUCUUGCCCGCCAACAGAGCCAUGGCCUUCCUCAAGCUGGAGAAGUAUAAGGAGGCAGAGGAGGACUGCACCAAAGCCGUUUCUUUGGACAGGACUUACUCCAAGGCUUUCGCCCGCCGUGCCACCGCCAGAGUGGCUUUAAGGAAACUGGAGGAGGCCAAGCAAGAUUUUCAGGAGGUGUUGAAACUGGAACCAGGGAACAAGCAGGCCCUGAAUGAGCUCCAGAAACUUCAGUUUGACGUGGCUUCCAGCGGCCUUCUCCAAACUCCCGACGGCACACGGAGGAGAACGGUUCAGCCAAUAGACAAACCAACACAUCUGCAGUCCACUAAACCUCUGCGCAGGGUUGAUAUUGAGGAAGUGAGUGGAGAAGUGUCCGCGAUGGAGUCAGGUGGGUCUGACUUCCUCGUCCAAGAGGUGACGAGGGAGGCUGAGGAUGAAUGCUCUCCACUGUCGACGUCACCCAGCGCUAAAAUGAUAAAGAUCGAGGAGAUAGCAGAUAUCCCCUCGUACUCCUCUGGGAGAGUUCCUUCCAACAGACGGACCAAGCAGCUGGCGCAGGAGGGAACCGCUCAUCCUCCCGCACCGUCGGCCAGCCCCUCCGCGACAGCAGCACACCUGCCUCCUCCACCCACCAACAGCUUCCAGCUGGAGGCCGACCUCCGCAGGAUCGGAAACCAGCCUGAAGUGAUUUACAGAUAUCUGAGGCAAAUCAACCCCGAGGCGUACGCAAACAUUUUCCACAACUCCCUCGAGCCUGACAUUCUCAACCAGAUCCUGAGUACACUGCAUGGUUUCUACAUCACGAAUGAAGAUCCGGCCACCACGCUGGAGAUCCUCCGGAGUCUAUCACGUGUGAGGCGCUUCGACAUGACCGUAAUGUUCCUGUCGUCCCCGGAGAAGAAAGUGCUUAAAGACCUGUUUGACUUCCUUCAACAAGCCGACCUGGAGGGAUCAUCGGUCUCCGCUUUACAGAAGAAGUACGGAGUGUGACGCUGCACGUUCUGUAGAUUUUUCAUUUCUACACGCUUUCUAUGUUAUGUUCAAAGCCGACUAAACAAUGUAGCUUUAUUUUUAAUACUGAAUAAACUUAAAUUCAAUUUGCUUUCAUCAAAUCGGCCCUGUGGAAAUAUGACGUAAAUAUUUUUCACAAAUUGCGCAUUUUAGUGUUAAAGCUGAUAAAAAAUAAACUACCACUGUAGAAUCCUG